AUGGAGCAGCUACUUGAGAGACGUCGACGUCCCUCCGCUCCACUUCGACUCUGCCUGUUGGGGUUCUUGUCGGUCGCGAAGGGAAACGAGUUUUUUGACUGCGACACGCCGACCUGCGCUCGACACAGUAGUUGGCUGCCAGCUCCAUAUCCCAAUUCCACAGAUAUUUGCCAAGAGCUCCAGAUCAAAGCGCUUCAGAGCUUCGUGUCUGUGGCGCCCCAGCUCUGUCGCGAGUGGGCAGCUAACGGACUGGGAGUCUGGGAAGAUUGCCGCAAGUCAUAUUGUCAGGCUUUGGGAGACCUUGCAUCGAACUUGUCGCAUGCAGGCACCAACCUGUAUUACGGAGGUGAUGAAUGCCGGCCACUCGUAAACUUUAACCAAACUCUCUGCGAGACUGUUUAUCGCGAUGCUGAAGGCUUUUGUGAGUGUUUUUGUCCCUCUUUCGGUUUACUACAAGUCCCAAGCGUAGGGGGCUGCGAGUCCAAAAUCUACGAAUUUCUCUUUCUUGGACGCCGGGGUGUCGAACUCAGCCAGAAGUACGCGCUGAGUGGCUAUUGUGCAGGCUUCUUAUGUGAGUUCAUGAACAAGCUGGGAGAGCCCGAUCCGCCUUACCCAAUAGAGGGCCUUCCUGGCAAGUGCAAGAGCUUGGAAUUGCCGUGGCGAGUCGAGGGUUGCGUGAACUUAGUUUCAGAGCAACCAUACAACCCAGAAGCCUGGAAAACACCAUAUCCAGAGGAUAAUGUCAUGGAGUGUGUAGACAAAACUACGCACGAAGUGGACGUACGCCAUGCUGAUACCAUGCAAGUUUGCAACACGCACAAAUUCAGGUGGCGGUGUCCCAACAAUGUGCCUGUAAUGUGCAAGGAUCCAUAUUAUUGCACAGGGGACCACUGCUGCGUACAAACUGUUGACGAAUGUCCAUCGGGUGAGCGAGAGGCCUCUCCGAUGCUUGCUCUGGAGCUGCCCGAGUGGAUUGGCCGGCUUCCACCCAACAUGAUUGAGAGGCUUCGUACUACAACAAGCUUAGAUGCUUAUAAUCAAUUUCUUGGCAGCCUGGGCACGACCUCACGUGCACCAAGUUUCGCCCAACAGAUUUCUGAUUAUGCGUGGGCCGGAAGUGCGAUUCUCGUCGUCAUUGGACUUACAUGCUCUUGCCUGGCUUGUUACUAUAUGGGAUUGGUUAACACCAGCCACAUUCGCAAAGUGGUUCUUGGACCAGCCCGCCUUCUCAAUGCCUACCACGCGGACCCAGUGACUUUUUUUGCAUCUGGCAACCUGCCUCGCAACAAGAAGCGCGAAGCACCUCUGCCACCAAUGAGACCUGCACAUGAGAUCGAAGAGGAGCGCAGAGACAAUGAAGCUUGCGCUGCGCUUGAGGACGCAUGGGACAUCGUUUCGCUAAAGGGAAUGCGACAUUUGGUGGGCAGGGCGAACGAUCCGGACCCCUUCCAGGCUAAGCUAUUGCGCGAUGCCAUAUCCAUAGCCCGAUCAAGGGGCCUUCAGGUUCGUGCUGGUGUGGCAGACGUUCUUCAGAAGGGAGAGAAAUGGCUGAGCACCCUGGAGGCAGAGAGAGAACUACUGCGAGCCGUAGAGGAAGCUCGCCCUGAUCUGCGAUGGGCUGCCCAAGUCAGGUUGACCGAGGCACCUGUCGUGGGCAAGCCGUGGAUAGCAACGACUAUGUUCAAAAUGGCCGAGAGCGAGGUGCGAAGCGGCGGAUGGAAGCAUAUUGAAGAUCUACGUGCUGCCGUCCAGGUUGCAGAGUCUCGGGACAUCAGCGAGUCGCACAUGAAGGAGGCACAGGCGCUUCUAGCGGCGCUGGUUGCACGCACCCACGAGCUUCCCUCCGAUCGAUGCGUUCUGGAUCCAGACGGCGAAGGUAUCAAGCUGCUGCCAAAAGGCCACCAAAGAGCUGUCUGGCCAAUCACAGGUGACACCUACACCUACGAGCAGGGCUCAUCGCAAGGAGGUGACAUGGGUGUGGAUAUUCUACCUCCGAAAGAAGUCUUGGGUGAUGCUGCUGUGGAUGAUGCCCGGCCAGUGUGUGCCGAGUGGGCCAAGUCUUCUCGCUGCAAAGCAGGCCGCGACUGCCCCUGGCGGCACUGCCGGCCACAGGCUGGUGACUCCGUGCGUGAGUGCAUCCUUUUCGACAUGUAA
This is a messenger RNA of Symbiodinium necroappetens, 2154 nucleotides long. Lineage: Eukaryota; Dinophyceae; Suessiales; Symbiodiniaceae. The record is from the annotation of a GenBank genome assembly.